GCUCCCUUCUCUGGAAGCCCCCAGGAUGCUCCCAGGAAGGCGCAGCAGCGCAGCAGCCCCAGUCCAGUAUCUCUGCAGCAGCAGCAGCAACAGCAGCAGCAGCAGCAAGUGCUGCAGCACCAGCAGCAGCAACGCUCAGUUGCUCCCGGGAGGAGACCAGAAGCGAAGCAGCAGCUCAAGCAGCGCCAGCAGCAAAAGCAGCAGCCGUGGCAGCAGCAUCAGCCAAGCAAGCUGCUGCAGCAGCGGCAGCAGCAGCGACGACAGCCGCUGCAGCAGGCAGCCCUUCAGCAGCAGCAGCAAGCUCGCCAGGUGCAGAGACACCAGCAGCAGCAGCAGCAGCAGCAGCAGCUGGUUGAGGACAGCCUCGAAUUGGUCUCUUGGCUCCGGGACACAAAACACCCUCUUGAAGGCUUGAUUGUCUCUAAGAGCAGCAGCACCCUUGGAGUGCAGCUGCUGCUGCCAGCAGCAGUGCAGCAAAUGCUGCCCCCCAAGCUGUUCCUUCCAAAGCAGCUAUUUGCUGCAGCGGGGGGGGCCCCCGAGGGCCCCGGAGGCCCUGGGGGCCCCCAGGGGGCCCCCGGGGGGCCCCCCGGCGCAGUGGGGGGGCCCCCGAGGCCCCUCAGCAAGGACUCAGAGGCCCUGUGGGAAAGCCUGCAGCAAGGAGACACCAUUCAGCUGCAAGUCAUUGGCGUCCGGCAGCAGCAGCAGCAGCAGCAGCAGCAGCAGCAGCAGGGGUGGGGGGGCGGGCUGCUGGAGCUGGUGGUGCGGCCCUUCUUGAAGAAAAAGAGUGUCUCUUCAAGUGUCUCCUCAGGGGCCCUCUGUGCCUACUUUUCGCAGCUGGAAGAAAUGCAUGCAGCAGCAAAAAGUGAAGAGGAGCUGCUGCAGCUGCUGUGA
Eimeria tenella is the source of this 891-nucleotide messenger RNA. RefSeq lists its product as uncharacterized. The record is from RefSeq and is a predicted model, not a curated record. The annotation marks the transcript as partial. The transcript has 2 exons. Lineage: Eukaryota; Apicomplexa; Conoidasida; Eucoccidiorida; Eimeriidae.